AUGACGGUGAAAACGAGUGACGGGACGAGAAAGGAAGGCUACAAAGGCCAUGGAGAAGGUUCAUCCAAGAGAACAUCAGAAAAGACAAAUGCCAGAGGGAAAAGAGAGAAGAAUUCCCCCCAGACCAAGGUGGUGGCACGUCGUCUGCCCCCAUCCAUGACAGAGGAAGAAUUUUUGGAGGCUGUGUCACCACUUGCAGAGUACGAUUAUUUCAGCUUCGUCCCUGCUGACAGGAGUCUUGGGGCUCAUGCUUUCUCUAGAGCUUACAUUAAUUUUAAAAACACCGACGAUGUUUUCACCUUUCGAGACAGGUUCGACAGCUAUGUGUUUGUCGAUAAGAAAGGUAAUGAAUACCCAGCCAUGGUGGAAUAUGCCCCAUUCCAAAAGAUACCAAAAAGAAUCGGAAACAAAAAGAAGGAUAUACGAGCAGGGACCAUAGACCAGGACCCAGACUUUAUGGCAUUCCUGGAAUCACUUGAAAAACCAGAGACAGUCCAGCUUCCAACACUAGAGGUCGUUCUGGAAGAGAUACAUGCCCAUGAACGGGAGUUGAAAGCUAACAACGGAAUCAUAAAGGUGAAGACUCCACUACUCGAGUUCAUUGAACAGAAGAAGGCUGAGAAGUUACGAACAAAGGAGGAGAGGCGAGAGGAAAGGAGGAGGAAGGAAUUCGAGAGGAAGAAAGCUCGGGAAGAAGAGAAGAAGAAGCGGAAGGACUUCAGGGACCACAGAGAGGUUAAUAAGAAAGAGGAAGUGAGAGAGGUGAAAGAGGAUGGCUCCGUGAAAGUAAGAGAAGUUUAA
Molecule: messenger RNA, 801 nt
Organism: Penaeus chinensis
Lineage: Eukaryota; Metazoa; Arthropoda; Malacostraca; Decapoda; Penaeidae
Product: regulator of nonsense transcripts 3A-like
Exons: 5
Coding region: 1-801 (266 amino acids)
Biological process (GO): nuclear-transcribed mRNA catabolic process, nonsense-mediated decay; positive regulation of translation
Cellular component (GO): nucleolus; cytoplasm
Molecular function (GO): mRNA binding
Source: RefSeq, a predicted model, not a curated record